This is a messenger RNA of Westerdykella ornata, 1926 nucleotides long. RefSeq names its product flavin-binding monooxygenase-like protein-like protein. The record is from RefSeq and is a predicted model, not a curated record. The transcript has 3 exons. Bases 98 to 1876 code for a protein of 592 amino acids. NCBI's taxonomy places the organism in Eukaryota, Fungi, Ascomycota, Dothideomycetes, Pleosporales, Sporormiaceae.
CCUGGCUCUUGGGUCCCAGCAUAUUCAUGCCAGUUUUCGAAUGCACAUUACUCAAGUUCGACUGACCCCCCCAUAACCACAAGGCUAUUACGAAGCAAUGGAAGACGAACAAUGUGAUAUUGUGGUGGUAGGCGCGGGCAUUUAUGGCAUAACAGCGGCUGCUGUUUACCACAGACUCCAUCCAGGGGCCAGGUUGGUUUUGUUGGAAGCUUCUCAAGCAAUUGGUGGCCCAUGGGCUCCACAUCGAAUCUUCCCCGGGCUACGAACCAAUAACCUAUGGGGCACCUAUGAAAUCCCAGAUUUUCCAAUGGACGAGGAAAGAUUCGGCGUCAAGAAGGGGGAGCACAUUCCGGCCGACAAAGUGCACCAGUAUCUCGAGGCUCUAGUUAAAGAGAGCGAUCUGACAUCCUCCGUUCGCCUGAACACUAAAGUGCAGACAGCUGAAAAGAGUGGGCGAGAUUGGAUUCUGCACUGCAAGUCGAUUUCUGGAAGCGGAGAGCGACUAUACAAGAUACAUACGCCCAAACUCAUACUCUCCACAGGGUUGUCAAAUCGCCCGUCGAUGCCCACGUUUCCAACGGCAGGAUCUUUUGAACCUCUUGUUAUUCACUCGGACAGCUUUGCAACUCACUUUAACGACAUUGUCAAGCCGUCCACCUCCACGCUGAUCAUAGGCGGUGGAAAGUCCGCAUGGGACAUAGCAUAUGCCUGUGCGACACAACCUAACUCUACGGCGACCAUGUUGAUCCGACCCAGUGGAAAGGGUCCCAUCUGGAUGUCGCCUCCUUACGUGACGCCUCUGAAACUGUGGCUUGAAAAGCUCGUGUUUACACGUUUUGUUGGGCUUAUGUCUCCAUGUCCAUGGGCCUCUGAUUCUGGGUUCGAAGGUAUUGCACGCCGAUUUCUGCAUCGAACGUGGUUCGGGAGGAAGAUUGUGGCUGCAUUUUGGAAUGUGCUGGGGGAAGACGUUGUGUGUCUAAAUAAAUACAACGAACAUCCGGAAACGAAGAAGCUGAGGCCUUGGCGUGACGCCUUCGAAGUUGGAACUGCAUUAAGCAUUCUCAAUUACCCAACGAACUUCUUCGACCUGGUGAGAGACGCGAAAAUCAAAGUCAUCAUUGGCGAAGUGCAGGGUUUCGAGAAGUCCACGGAAGUGCGAUUGACGACUGGUGAAGCCCUGGACGUCAAUGCAGUGGUCUGCGCCACAGGUUGGGAGACAAACCCUUCUAUUGAAUUCAUACCAUCUAGCAUUAAGGAAACACUGGGCCUUCCAUCAGCAGGCAAACCCGCGGAUCCAAAAGAGAAGGCGCUGAUUAAGCAGGUAGAAGAGGAAUUGUACAACCGUUACCCUAUCCUAAAACAAAGAGACUCGAGUAAGAAACAUCAUCCAGACCCUGCGCAGCGCCAAUCGACCCGAGACCUAGGCGAAGGGAGUGACGAGCAACCUUACCGCCUUUUCCGUUUUAUGGUUCCCCCGUCAGAUAUUCAGGACCGCUCAAUCGGUUUUGUUGGGGCAAUGAUGACGCUUGGAACUGCGCCAUGCGCCUAUAUUCAAGCACUCUGGCUCGCUGCCUACUUUGACGGGACACUCCCACUCCCUACCUCCAAAUCACCCUCCGAGAUCAAGUAUGACACAUACCUCGAGACCCAGUAUUGCGCACUUCGGCACGCAAUGGGAUACGGAAACAAAUUCCCUGACUUGGUUUUCGACUCCCUGCCCUACUUUGACGUCCUUCUCCGUGAUCUGGGCUUUGAGGGAAAACGAAAGGGGAGAUUUACAACCGAGUACUUCGGAAGUUAUGGACCUGAAGAUUAUCGCGGUCUUGUCGAUGAGUGGCAAAAGCGGAUAACAGAGCAGAAGAAGAAAGCAGACUAGGGUGGACGAUGCGUCACUUCAACAGUGUGAAAAGCGGAUAGGCAACCAGG